ACUUGUUCUGCCUUCUUUUUUUUCCCAUCUCCCAAACACCAACUUUCUCUCCUCUCCUCUAUCAUCUUGUCCUCUAACCCAGUUCCCAAUUUUCUUUUCUCAUCAUCAACUUCAAUGCGUUGCUUAGUGGCCAUGCAAAAGGGUAAGAUCGAAGGAGAAGAAGGAGAGUGUACUUUUGAUGGAACUGUUGAUCUGCAUGGUAGUCCUGCAAUCCGAGGAAGAACUGGAAAAUGGUUUGCUGGAAUUAUCAUCCUCUUGAAUCAAGGUUUGGCAACCCUAGCAUUUUUUGGUGUUGGAGUAAACUUGGUGUUGUUCUUGACAAGGGUGCUUGAACAAGACAAUGCCGAAGCUGCUAACAGCGUCAGCAAAUGGACCGGGACUGUCUACAUCUUCUCUCUCGUUGGGGCCUUCCUCAGUGACUCCUAUUGGGGACGAUACAAAACCUGCGCAAUCUUUCAAGUCAUCUUCGUCAUUGGCUUGAUAUUGUUAUCCCUAUCGUCGCACCUUUUCUUGCUCAAUCCGAGGGGAUGUGGGGAUCGAACGACUAAAUGUGGGGCCCAUUCGAGCUGGCAGAUUGGGUCGUUCUAUCUCUCAAUCUACAUGAUUGCUCUUGGAAAUGGAGGGUACCAACCUAACAUCGCCACGUUUGGGGCUGACCAAUUUGACGAAGAGGACCCUAAGGAGGGACGCUUGAAGGUGGCCUUCUUCAGCUAUUUCUACCUAGCUUUGAAUAUAGGUUCACUCUUCUCAAACACCAUUCUAGGGUAUUUUGAGGAUGAAGGGAUUUGGGCUCUAGGGUUUUGGGCAUCUACUGCCUCGGCUUUCGCUGGACUAGUUCUGUUUCUUGUUGGUACCCCAAGGUACAGGCACUUCAAGCCCACUGGCAACCCUCUUUCCAGGUUCUGCCAAGUGAUCGUCGCCGCGGCAAAGAAAUGGAUGGUUGAGAUGACACCAGACGAGAAGAACAUGUAUCAAGAGAAUGAGGAGAGUUCUGUGAGUGGUGGCAGAAAGAUAGUUCACACUGAUGAAUUCAAAUUCCUUGAUAGAGCAACAUUGAUUACACCAAAGGAUUUGAACAGCCAGAAGGACAACCCGUGGCGGCUCUGCCCCAUUUCGCAGGUUGAGGAGGUGAAAUGCAUACUCCGAUUAAUGCCCAUUUGGCUAUGCACCAUAAUAUACUCAGUGGUUUUCACCCAAAUGGCUUCACUCUUUGUUGAGCAAGGUGCCGUCAUGAAGUGCACAAUUUCAAACUUCCGAAUCCCUCCGGCUGGCAUGUCUAGCUUCGACAUCCUAAGUGUAGCACUCUUCAUUUUCAUGUACCGCCGAGUACUCGAUCCACUAGUGAGCAGAAUCAAGAAGAAACCGGAUUCUAAAGGACUUACAGAGCUCCAAAGGAUGGGAGUCGGACUCGUCAUAGCAAUAAUGGCGAUGGUUUCCGCUGGGAUUGUCGAGUGCUACAGACGCAAGUACGCUAGAAAAGAUUGCCUUAAUUGCGAAGGCUCGAGCUCUCUGAGCAUAUUCUGGCAAGUCCCUCAGUACGCUUUCAUAGGAGCCUCUGAAGUUUUCAUGUACGUCGGCCAGUUGGAGUUCUUCAAUGCACAAGCGCCAGAUGGGCUGAAGAGCUUCGGAAGUGCACUUUGCAUGACAUCGAUUUCACUAGGGAACUAUGUGAGUAGCUUGCUAGUGACAAUGGUGAUGAAGAUAUCGACCAUCGACAACAUGCCAGGAUGGAUACCGGGAAAUCUGAACCGAGGUCAUCUAGAUAGAUUUUUCUUCCUCCUAGCUGCUUUGACAACCUUAGAUUUAGUUGUCUACAUUGUUUGUGCUAGGUGGUACAAGAGCAUCAAGUUUGAAGGUAAAUUUGUAGGAAAUUCGGAGGAAGACAAUGAACUUUCUGAUGUAUGAGGUGGAAAAAUGCAGGGUUCUAAUAAGGAAGAAAAUAAAAAUAAAAAGAGAAGAUGAGGUUGUUACAGACAGGUUUGGGCAGACUAGAUUUGAAGAAAGUAGGUAGUUGUGUGAGAUUAAGAGAGAGACACUUCUAAGUCAGCUCUCUUACAGCACUCUUUUUAUCCAACUUUACAACACCUACCUCAAAGAAUUUAAUCUGUCAAACAGGGUGUUAGGAGAGGUGGGUUGUUUUUGGUUUAUGGGUAUUUUGGGAAUUUCACCUCACUCUCAUUUGUUGGUUAUGUUGUAAAGCAUAGAAUUAACAUGUGUUUGUAGGGAGUUCCAAGUGUGACUAAUCGCCUCUCUUGGUAGUUUUGUCUGUUAAACACAUUUAUGUCAUGGGUGUUGUAGUCUUGGGAUGAGAUACUAUUUUAUCACAAGUAAAAGUACAUUUGGUAGUCCUUAUUAGUUGACUUAUUUAUCCUACAACCGUGUUGGGACCCUAGCACCCCCAGCUCCACGUGGGGCUCUGCAAGUGGAAGAUCAAAAAAAAAAAAAAAAAUAAAUAAAUAAAUUAUGGACCAAUCAGAAAACAGUGGGGGUGGUGGGGUCAACCCCACUGAGGUCUGAGGCACUUUCCUUUAUCUUAUUUGUUUUUAAAUAAAAAUGACCUGUGAAGUUUGCUUAUAACUUAUUUGAUUUUUCAGCUUAUUUAGCUAAAAAACAAAUAAUAUUUUUCUUAUGCUACAACUCAGUAGCUAUUUUUAGCUUAUUUGAAAUCUUUAUAUACAUAUGGACAAAACAGUUUUGUCUCCUUUGUUUUAAUUAUAAUUUUGAGGGAAUUUUAGAUAUUUGCACAACAAAAAAACUAUGUGACAGGUUAUUCAACCAAACAGGUUCAACUCUUUUCACAAAUUAUCAAAGGUUGCAUUAAACAUAUUUAGAACUUAUUUUAAUUCUUUUAAGCUAAUAAUUUAACAAGUUAUAAUCAUAAAAACUAAUUCAUAACUAUUUGGCAUAAACUAAAUAAGUGCACUUAUUUAGAUAUAUACACUAUUUGGGUUACAUCACUUCUCUAUUUUUUGCACAUCUUUUUAUAAAAAGUCAAAAAAUAUAAUUAUUAAAUCAUCCCAAACAACCCUGGCCAAAAUCAACCUACUUUUGAUUCACAGAUAAGGGAUGGCAUAUGACUACUUCUUCAUCAAGGUAAAAUUAAUCUAUGUUUUUCUUCAGAUUUUAUGACUCGGGACAACUUAUCCAGAGAAUCUUCCAUCCCACAUAUGCAAGUUCAUUUUGUCCCAGGAUGUGGGACAACUUGUCAAGGUAUAAGACUUUCGUCAUAAAAUGACUAAAACACCCUCAUUAGUAUAACUUAGACCAAGAUUUGUUAUUCCAGGAUAAGUUAAUCACUUCUAAUCCUAUCCGAGAAUUCAGCAUAACAUGCUAAUUGUUAUGUUGAAAUAUUUCAUGACACUGAUGCCAGUAUAACUGCUCCUACAAUAAUAAGGUCUCGAAGAAAUUCAUGAAGAAAAAAGGCAAAUCCUACAAGAUAUUCUAUAAAUACGGUUUCAACUAAGAAGAGUUCUAACCAAAAGGAGAUCUCUCUGCACAUUGUCACUAAUUCAACCCACAAAUAAAAUGCAUCCCAGGGGCUACCAAAACUUUGGUAUAGAUUCUAGUCUGAUCAAUUAGAGGCAAAAUUUGACUUCAAUGAAGUUCAUAAAAGCAGCAACAAUCAUAAUGUUCAAUAAAGUUCAACAAAACUAUUCUCAAUUAUGAUAGUUAGCACAAGGUAGACCGAGAUGGUAUUAGUCAACUGCACAGAAGAUUCCUAGCAAGGACAAGUUUUAUGAUACGAGCACAAAAUGAAUAUCAAAAGAUCCCAAGGUCAAGACUUAAAUAAAAGACAUUGCUCUAUAUAUCAUAAAUUUGAAAACAUUAACGGCAUUGGCAAUGACAAUAAAGAAAUUUAACAAUUCAAUUAUCAGAAUACGCAAACAAUUGAUUGCAAAAUUUUGGGGAAGGACUGUUAUGCUAUAAUAGAAAUUUUCAAAAGAGUAACAUUUUUAUGGGGUUUCCUAUAAUUUUUUCUGCAAACCACGUGAUUGUUGGAAAUUCAAAAAGGCAAAUGAUCCUGA
Messenger RNA from Camellia sinensis, 4025 nucleotides. Lineage: Eukaryota; Viridiplantae; Streptophyta; Magnoliopsida; Ericales; Theaceae. The record is from RefSeq and is a predicted model, not a curated record.